Molecule: messenger RNA, 465 nt
Organism: Saccharomyces paradoxus
Lineage: Eukaryota; Fungi; Ascomycota; Saccharomycetes; Saccharomycetales; Saccharomycetaceae
Gene: DPC13
Product: Dpc13p
Exons: 1
Coding region: 1-465 (154 amino acids)
Source: RefSeq, a predicted model, not a curated record
AUGUUGAGAGUAUUAUGGAAGCAUAACUCCAAAGUCACUCGUUCGAUAGAACUAUCGAAUGUUUUUAUCACAUACCACACCAAGAGUUUAAGGAGGCCCUUCUGGAUCUAUCCGAAAAGAUACUAUGCUCAAUCUUGGGACAACAGGCAGCCUAAUGAUAAGAUUGAUGCACACAUUAAAGUGCAAAAACUUAUGGAUGAAAUAAAUUCGAGGCCCAAUGUUCUGGAAAAGUUAGAACGAGUUAGUAACAUCAUGAUCGAAAAAAAAUUGGUUAAUUUAGAUGCGACUUCCGCCAAUGAAGAAACUACGAUGAAACCAUGGCAAAUGAUUAAGAUCUUAAUGGAUAGAGAUCUGAGACAUGCUAUGAAGGAGUUUAAAUCGGAAUUGGAAGAAUCUGGCAUUCAAUUAGGACCUGAUCAAUUGGGCCCGCUAAUGACCGUUUUAGGAUUGGAGAAGAAAAAAUGA